This is a messenger RNA of Plasmodium gallinaceum, 489 nucleotides long. RefSeq names its product trafficking protein particle complex subunit 2, putative (gene TRAPPC2). The coding region runs from base 1 to 489 and encodes 162 amino acids. The record is from RefSeq and is a predicted model, not a curated record. The transcript has a single exon. Gene Ontology annotation, cellular component: TRAPP complex; cytoplasm; nucleus. NCBI's taxonomy places the organism in Eukaryota, Apicomplexa, Aconoidasida, Haemosporida, Plasmodiidae. Gene Ontology annotation, biological process: endoplasmic reticulum to Golgi vesicle-mediated transport.
AUGAACAGAAAUAUAGGAAAUAAUUCUUUAUUACCGUAUCAAGUAUUUGUUUUGACAAUUAUAGGUAAAGGGGAUAUACCAAUAUAUGAAGCUGACUUAUCAAUUAAUGGAAAAAAAGAUAUUUCAGAACAUUUAGCACAAUUUAUAAUUCAUCAAUCAUUAGAUUCAUUAGAUGAAUUAGUUUGGAGAAGUUCAAGUAUGUUUCUAAAAUCUAUUGAUUCUUUUAAUAAUUAUAGCGUAUCUGCUUAUUGUACACCUGGGCAUAUCAAGUUUUUAUUAUUAUUCAAAAAUAAAAAUGAAAUUAAUAACUCUACUAAUACAAACAUAUAUGUACCUUCUGAUGAAAAUAUACGAUCUUUUUUUGAAAUAGUUCAUGAAAAUUAUAUAAAAGUUUUGUUAAACCCUUUAUAUGAACCUAACGGGAUUAUAACAAGUUCUUUAUUUGAUCAAAAUGUUCAUUUAGCUGCAAAAAAGUUUUUACAUCAAUAA